UGAUGUUCCUUAUAUUGGGUUGAUCCGGUUGCAGAAAAGACGAGUUGACAUUACAUCCGGGAUAAGGCAGAAUUUCCUGAAUUACCAGUAGAGGAUGAAGGCAUUUUUGUGAUUUGUUCCACAUCCUAGUAUCUGAUAUUUAUCUGCCUCAACGCGACGAAAAGUAGUCAAGGUAUACCAUGGCCAUAUUUACUGACUGUGUGGUGGUUCUGAAUGUGAAGGAGUUGCCAGUAAAAGAGAGAAAUAAGUUGAAUACUGCUAUCAAGAACAAUGAUGGAAUAAUAGCUUAUGUGGUCAAUCAACAGUGUACUCACGUUAUCACUUCAGACCUCAAUUCUUUGAGUUCUUGCAGGCUGAAAGCCAUUCAGAAAUAUAAUAUUCCUGUUGUAAAUCUGGAUUAUGUGCCUAGCUGCAUUAAAGAAGGUAAACUUUUGGAUGUCAGCUGCUACAAACCAAGUGAACCAACAUCUCGUACACCUGAUCAUCGUGAUGCAACAGAGGUGCAACUGAACUUGGAAACUCCACAUGAGGAGCUGCAAGAUGAUGCAGAAAGCUUUCGGUUUAUUUCCACACAUGACAGCAACAUUCCUCCUUUUCCACAGGAAUUUGAGGUGGCAAAGUAUUCCAUAAUGGAAAAGAAUGAAAAUGCAGCUGGUGCUUUCGUGGUGGUUGAAUUACAGGUUUCUCAGAAAAAUGACAAAUUUCCUUAUCGAAUAUCUUCUCACCUUGAACAGAGCCAGCAGCAGCAGAAACAGUUCAUUUUCACCUCAAUUGCUGAGAAAGCUGAAGAAGCCUAUGACUGGUGUAUACAGAAACUAGUUGCGCAGGAAUUCACAGUGAAAAGUCAUGAUCUUGCUGCUGCGCAGCACUUAGCAUCAGAGAAAUUGCAACAGCUUAUAAUCGAGGAAGCCCUGAAUACCAGCACAAUUUCGACUGAAGUUGGACUUCUUGUGGAAAUGGUUUGGGCAGAAGCUCUGGGCCAUUUGGAAGAUCAAUUGAUCAAUCCAACCUCCAUCUCUCUCAAUGAUGUAUCCAAGGCAGAAGGGAUUCUUUUGCAGUUGAAAAAAGCAUUUAAUGAUAUAGUUGAGGAAAAAACAUUGAGAGAUUUAAUGUUUCAAUUCUAUUCCACCUUGCUAAUCAGACCUGAGACUGACUUUACAGUUACCAAGAGAAAAAUAUCUGAGAAACAAGAUCUCUGUCAGCUGCUAAGGGAUGUCAUUAAUGCAAGUGAAGCGACUUCAUGGACUCCCAUACCUUCUUCACUUAAUAAAUAUCACGCACUGAGAUGUCAAAUUGAAUAUGUUGAUCCAAAUGUCGAUGAAUUUCUGCAUGUCAAAACUCAGUUAUUGAAUACCAAUCAAAGUACUACUUCAGUUAAGAUUUUGCAGAUUUUUCGCGUUGCUAGAUUAAGUGAAACUAAAAGUUUUCAAAGCCAUUUCGGCAAUAUUCAGCAAUUAUACCAUGCCUCUGCUGGAAGCAACUUUGUUGGUAUAUUAUCGAGAGGGUUAUUAUUGCCAAAGAUGGUUGUGGAAAAUCAUGGGGUAGAGCGAACUGAUAUCGGCAAUCUUGGAAGCGGAAUUUACUUCAGCAACUCAAUCAGCACAAGCAUUAAAUACUCAAAGCCCAGUAAAACUGAUGGGAGCCGUCUUUUGGUGAUCUGUGAUGUUUCACUUGGUAAAUGUAAAGAGUAUUAUAAGAAGGACUUCACCUUAUCUGCUCCACCACCAGAAUAUUCAAGUGUACAUGGAAUACGUAAAACUGAAAGCAUUUACUCAGAGUUUGAGGAUGAUGAGUUUGUUGUUUAUAGCACUUCGCAAGUGAAAAUGAGGUAUGUUGUCCAGUUCUGCAUUGGUGAAGACCAACUGGAACCUUUCCAUCCUCUGAUUAACGUAAAUCCUGAAGAAAUCAGCCCUUCAACAUUGACAUCUGCAGACAUUGAUAUAGAUGAUUUAGAAACUGCACAGGAUCCUUCGAAAAGCAUUACACCUGGUCUUCAGGACAGUGCUGGCAAUGUGAUUCCCCUGCAGGAAAUCCAUGUAGAGGCAAAGUUAAUGGAUCUUGUUGCAGAGGUUGUGGUUUUCCAAUCCUAUGUGAACACCAAUACUUUUCCUAUAGAAGCUAAGUAUGUAUUUCCUUUGGAUGAUACAGCAGCUGUCUGUGGAUUUGAGGCUUUCAUUAAUAAAAAGCACAUAAUUGGCCAGGUGAAAGAGAAAAGUCAAGCUCAUCGUGAGUACAGACAGGCCAUUAGAAAAGGUCAUGGGGCCUAUCUAAUGGAUCAGGCUGCUGCUGAUGUCUUUACAAUUAGUGUUGGCAAUCUACCAUCAAAUGCCAGUGUCAUCAUUAAAAUCACCUAUAUCACUGAACUUGCAGUUGAUCGUGAAUAUAUUUCCUUUCGACUAUCUGGAAGUCUGACAUCUCAACAACGGAACAAAGCAUUGCAAGAGAAAACUCAGGAGUCUCUGAAAAACAUUGAUGUGCAGAAACUGGAACCAGCUGGCGGAUUCUCACUUAACUUAUCCAUUGAGAUGCCAUAUGAAAUAAAAGAAAUUACAUCUCCAACACACAGCAUCAAAAUAAAGCGGACAGACUGUAAGGCUGUUGUCUCAAUGGACCAAAACAGCUGUCUAGGAACUGGUUUCCAGUUGCUGAUUUUAUUGGCUGAAAUCCAUACCCCAAGAAUGUGGGUGGAGAACAAUCCGGAAAAAGACAGUCAGGCCUGUAUGCUGGCAUUUUAUCCAGAAUUUGAUGUUGGAACUCUUUCCAACUGCGAAGUUAUUAUUUGUUUGGAUUGUUCCUAUUCAAUGAGGGGCUUAGUUCUUGAUGAAGCUAAGAAAGUAGCACUUCUUCUACUCCGAUACCUUCCAACCAACUGCAAGUUUAACGUCAUUACGUUUGGCACAGAUUACAAAGAACUCUUUCAUUGUUCACAACAAAGAAAUUCUGAAGAUGCGGUAAAAGUUGCAAAUAACUUUAUUCUGUCUGUUCAGAAGCCAAUGGGCAACACAGAUUUUUGGAGACCAUUGCUGAAUCUGAACUUGCUUGCUCCGUCCAAAAGAAUACGCAAUGUACUUUUGAUUUCUGAUGGACACCUUCAGAAUGAAACUCUUACAUUGAAGAUAGUAUGCCAGAAUGUCAAACAUACCAGGAUAUUUACUUGUGGUGUUGGGUCAACAGCAAAUCGCCAUAUGCUUAGAAUGUUGGCACAAUAUGGAGGAGGAGCGCUUGAGAUGUUUGAUUGGAAAACCAAAUUCAGCUGGAAAGCAAAGGUUCUGUCUCAGGUGGAUCGAGUCACUCAACCAGGCUGCAGUUCAAUUUUUGUGAAGUGGGAACGGUUCAGUUGCAAUGCUGCAGCUCCAGUCCAAGCCCCAGCACAAAUUCACUCUGUAUUCAGCAAUUCAAGACUGCUCAUCUAUGGCUUUGUUCCACACUGUACUAAGGCUGAACUCUCUGCUGUGAUCAAUGACCAAGAAAUUUGUACCAUGGUUUCCACCACUGAACUGCAAAAGACAAAGGGCAAGAUACUUCACCGCUUGACAGCAAAAGCUCUUAUUGGAGAUUAUGAACAUGGUAAUCUGGACACAAAUGAAAGUGAACAUGAGAUGAAGAAGUCCACUCUGAAAUCAUAUAUCAUUGAACUCAGCAAAGAAUAUUCUAUUCUGACUCAGUUUACUAGUUUUCUAGCCAUUGAAGAAAGGUACGAGCAGGAAGAAGACUUAUCCUUCGGCCCAUCUAUUCAGGAGCUUGCUGCAAAAGAAAGUGUGGAUAUUCUGCCAUACAUGGACUGGGAGAAACAACUCAUAAUGGGAGCUUCAAGGAAAGCAAGUUACAAGCAGGAAGAAGACUUACCCUCCGGCCCAUCUAUUCCGGAGCUUACUGUAAAAGAAAGUGUGGAUAUUCUGCCAUACAUGGACUGGGAGAAUCAACUCAAAAUGGGAGCUUCAAGGAAAGAACUGUUGCAAAAAUGGGAAGUUCCCAAGAAAAGCUUUUCAAAGGAAAGUAAUGGAGACUAUGCUGAAACUUGUUAUAAUGCAAAACAAAUUGACUCUUUAGCUCCUACGAAAUAUUUCUUGACGAAGAGUGCAUCACUUACUCCUUUUGAAAAGAGUAAUCGUAGAUGUCGCCAAGCUGUAAUCCACAGUGAACGAAAAGCAUCUCUGCAUAAUGUAUUCAAUACAUCAGUGAAAUUGGCUACCAAAGAGAAAACUAAUGAUCAGUCUUCAAAAUAUUCUAGCUCAGCUGAAAAGUUAAGUUGUUCAUCGGCCGCAAUGAAACUUAGUCUUGAAGAUGGUCCGGUUUUCCAAGGUUUUGAAAGUACAACACAUUUUAAUUCAGGAUUUUUAGCAACUGGUGCUUCUGAUAUCAAAAUGACAUCAUUUGAUGCAUCAUUUCCAUCGUUUGCAACUGUUUCUGAUGGAAAUCAAUCAUUUUUUGGUUUAGAUUCUUCAGUAGGUGCAUCUCCUUCUUUUGGAGGUCCAGAUUUUUUAGCAGCAACAGUCUCUUCUGAUGUAAGUUCACAAGUGAAUGACCCACCUGGCUUAAUAGCUGAAGAUCACAGUGACUAUCCUAGACGUAAACAAAAAUGGUGUUCUUCAAUAUCUCCGUUAUUUUCUUUUUCUCCUUCAGAAGCAUUACGUUCUACUUAUUCCAUAGAUUCAGCUAUUACAAAUGGAGUACCAUUUAGUUUUAGUUCAAUGCUACAAAUUUCACCAGCUAUAAGUUCAGAAGUUUUUGAGUCUGCUCUUUCAAAGACUUCCCAGGAUCAAAAUAUGGUCAAUCAAAAUACACCACAAUCUCUAUCCAAGGACACCAGAGAUUCACACAUCUCUCCGACAUCUUCAAAUUUUAAAAAACUGGAUAAACCUAGAACAGCAUUCGGUCAUCUUAAACAAGUCCGCAUUCAUAAACUGAAGAAAGGCUCAGAAGAGGUACUAGAAAUAAAGAAUCUAAAACUAAAGCAAGGCACACAAGAAGAUUCCAAGAAACAAACUGAGAGGAUGGUUGGCAGUUUUCAGAGAAAGAAGAAAGCUACACAGAGCGUACUAAGAAGCAGAAAUUGUGAAAUACCUUGGGUGGAACUCUUUAUGUGGCAAAAUAAGAGGGGCUAUUGGAAUUUUACAUCUGACCUUGGAGUUUUGUUCGAAAUUAAGUUGGAAUAUCUAACAGAUGUAUUUCUUGUGGAAAGAGGCAUUAAAUCUCUAGGUCACCGAGCAGCUGAAGAGAUUGUAUCGCUGAUUGCUACACUCAUGAUCCUACAGUUGAUUCGUUUCACUGAACAGUUGAAAGGGAUUAAAUUCAAAUCCCUCCUUUGUUUGGAUCAGACACUGGAUUCAGGGUCAACUUGUUGGGCAACGGAACAUGUAAAAAAAGCCAUAACUUGGGCUAGAAAAACAGACAGACAGCAUCCAGCCAUCUGUAGUCGUUUGGAGCUAGGAAGGGACUGGGAAUCAGCUACUCGUCAACUGUUGCAGAUUGAUCCUCUCAAAAAAGAUUCACCACUGCAGCAGUUGUUUAACUGAGAAAAUUAAACAUAGGAAUGCUUUAAUAUUAAUAGAAUCAAACUGUUUAAUAAACCUUGUUAUAUUCAGCAAUUAAAACCAAUUCAAAAUGUCACUCAAUUAAUUCAAAAGUUUCUAAAGAUGUAAAAAUGAUCUUGAUUAGGAUAUUACAGACAUAAGCAUACUUCUAAACUUUACGGUAGUAGAAAUGAUGCAAAUAAAUUUGUUUAUUAUUUGAAA
Messenger RNA from Hemiscyllium ocellatum (epaulette shark), 5735 nucleotides. RefSeq names its product poly (ADP-ribose) polymerase family, member 4 (gene parp4). The coding region runs from base 180 to 5516 and encodes 1778 amino acids. Gene Ontology annotation, molecular function: NAD+ poly-ADP-ribosyltransferase activity. The transcript has 36 exons. NCBI's taxonomy places the organism in Eukaryota, Metazoa, Chordata, Chondrichthyes, Orectolobiformes, Hemiscylliidae. The record is from RefSeq and is a predicted model, not a curated record.